This is a messenger RNA of Jatropha curcas, 1439 nucleotides long. NCBI's taxonomy places the organism in Eukaryota, Viridiplantae, Streptophyta, Magnoliopsida, Malpighiales, Euphorbiaceae. The record is from RefSeq and is a predicted model, not a curated record.
AUAUAGUCUUGCAUUUUCUGAGUUCUCUCUAGGAGCUUCUUUUUCAUCAAAACUCAGUUAGAAUAGAGAUUUUGUUCAAAUGGGUUCUUUAGAUAGAUCAAAAAAGAAGGUUCAGUUAUGGAAAAAAGCUGUUGUUCAUUUUGCUUUGUGUUUUGUUAUGGGUUUCUUUUCAGGCUUUGCUCCUACUGGUAAAUCUUCAGUAUUUUCAAGUCAAAUUAUUUCAUCAAACAAAUCUCAUUUUUCUCCUCAACCUGUCGAAGCGUUUCAUUUAGCAGUGACUCCACAGCCUGCUGGAGCUGAGAAGUUAAACCGGAGUUUGGUUGCUGAAACUCCAGUGGCAACUCGGGCGAGGUCUAAAGAAUCUGCAGAACGUGCAAAGUUUUUGGAAACACAAGAUCAAGAACAUGAACAGGAAAAAGAAACAAUGUCAAUUCCAAGAAGAUUAAUAAUUAUUGUUACGCCAUUGAUUAGUAAAGAUCGGUAUCAAGAAGUGUUCUUAAGGAGAUUAGCAAAUACUAUAAGGUUGGUUUCGCCGCCAUUGUUAUGGAUUGUUGUGGAAGGGCAAACUGAGUCGGACAAAGUAUCAGAAAUACUUAGAAAAACAGGUAUUAUGUAUAGGCAUUUGGUGUCAAAAGAGAACUUUACAGAUGCAGAAGCAGAAUCAGAUCAUCAAAGAAAUGUUGCUCUUAGGCAUAUUGAACAUCACAGGCUUGGUGGGAUUGUUCAUUUUGCUGGCCUUUCCAAUGUCUACGAUCUUGCCUUCUUUCAUGAGCUUAGAGAAAUUGAGGUGUUUGGGACAUGGCCAAUGGCGUUACUGUCAGCAAACAAGAAUAAGGUGAUAAUAGAAGGACCUGUCUGCGAUUCCUCAGUAGUUCUUGGAUGGCAUCUAAAGAAAAUGAACAAUGAAACAGAAGAAAGACCUCCAAUUCAUAUUUCAAGUUUUGCUUUCAAUAGUUCUAUUCUUUGGGAUCCUGAAAGAUGGGGUCGCCCUUCUUCAAUUCCACAUUCUUCACAGAAUUCAAUCAAAUUUGUCAAACAAGUUGCUCUUGAAGAUGAGGCCAAGCUAAAGGGAAUCCCACCAGAGGACUGCUCUAAAGUCAUGCUUUGGCAGCUUAAUUUUCCCAAUCAAAUUCAACCUACUUCAAGAAGAUGAGAAAGGAAAUUUUGGUCAAGAGAGAUUUCAAAAUUGAUCCUUAUACUAUAUAUUAGCACCAUUUUUACCCCUCAUUGAGCUCUUUUUUUUUUUUUUUUUCAUUUUUUUAUAGUAUGAGAUUAAUAGCAAAUGUAUUGAAUUUUACAUGGUCGCUCACUGUUUAUAACCAAACAAAAACUAAUUUGAAACAGAAUAAAACAGAGAAGAAAAGAAGUUGGAAUGGUGUAAGAAACGACGUGUGUUUUGAAGAAUAGUAUCUCCUCCCAAUGUCGUUGGAGGAGUUGUA